Anopheles stephensi (Asian malaria mosquito) is the source of this 2403-nucleotide messenger RNA. It is a transcript of the gene Arfip, whose product is annotated as arfaptin-2. Gene Ontology annotation, cellular component: trans-Golgi network membrane. Bases 261 to 1223 code for a protein of 320 amino acids. The transcript is spliced from 4 exons. Lineage: Eukaryota; Metazoa; Arthropoda; Insecta; Diptera; Culicidae. The record is from RefSeq and is a predicted model, not a curated record. Gene Ontology annotation, biological process: intracellular protein transport; regulation of Arp2/3 complex-mediated actin nucleation. Gene Ontology annotation, molecular function: protein domain specific binding; phospholipid binding.
ACGUGAAACGUCAGCCGAAUGGUUCCGCGACAUGUCAAGUCAACGACCGCAGUGCGCAGGCGUACAGAAAUGGAGCCGUGAAAGGAUGACGUUUGUCGCGAAGUAUACACAAAACGAAAAAAUCUCAUUAUCUUGUGAUUUUCAGCCUCAAGAAACUCAGUGAAAGCAAAGGGAAAGAUAUUCUUAUCGGCGUUUGUAGGAUCGAUUUGUGAUUGCUUUGUUGCUCGCCCCAGACAGGAAGUGGCCGUACCCCGAAAAACAUGAACAAAUCGAGCGAGAAAAGUAUACACGAAAUGUUGAAAAAUACUCCGUCCAUGAACGACAGCACCGACGUGGUGCAUACCGGGUCCGAGCAGCAAACAAUCAAGCACUCGACCACGCUAACGCUGCGCAACGUUAGCAAUCACAGUCUAACGUCGCCGACGUCCGUCAGCCUGGAGGACGAAUCGGCGUACAUCAAGAAUGGAUCGUCCAAGCUCGAUACGUUCCGCAACUGGAGCAUUACCACGUACAAAUGCACCAAACAGAUCAUGCUGGAAAAGUUGGGCAAAUCGACACGCACCGUUGACCUCGAGCUCGAGGCCCAAAUCGACCAGCUGAAGGAAACGCAGAAGAAAUAUUUAAGCAUAUUACGUUUGUCGCGUGCAUUUACGUCCCACUUUUACAACUGCAUGCAAACCCAGAGCCUGCUGUCGGAAACGUUUGCCGAUCUGGCGCAGAAGAGUCCGGAGCUGCAGGAAGAAUUUCUGCGAAACGCCGAAACGCAGCGAAUUUUGACGAAAAAUGGCGAGCUGCUGCUGAACGCGCUUAACUUUUUCAUUUCGUCCAUUAACACGCUGUGCAAUAAAACCAUCGACGACACACUGCUCACCAUUCGGCAGUACGAGUUGGCCCGCGUCGAGUACGACGCGUACCGGGUGGAUAUGGAACAGCAGCGAACGGGUGGCAGCGAGCCGCAGCAGAAAUAUUCCAACGAUGAGGUACAGAAAAAGUACGAAAAAUGUAAGGACCAGUACGAGAAGCUACGCUCGGACAUAGUGGUAAAGAUGCAGUUUCUGGAGGAAAAUAGGAUCAAAGUUAUGCACAAACAGUUGCUGCUCUUCCACAACGCUAUAGCUGCAUAUUUUGCUGGUAACGCGAACGGUCUAGAAAAGACGCUACAACAAUUCAAUAUCAGCUUGAAGAGCCCUAAUUCCGUCACCAGUUCGUGGUUGGAGCAGUAGGGCGCUGGGUGGCAUCGUCCAAGCACAUCACCGGUAAUAGCAGAUCGAUGAAUCAUCAUUGUCAUUGAAAGUAUUUGAACUGAAUGUGAUCUUCGAGCUGCUUCGAGUUCGAUGAAGAGCAAGAGCUGAAGUCAGCUGUUUUUUCAUCCUUCAUCCGGCGUUAUCGGAUGCUACCCGAUGCUUCUGGUGCAUAAGCUUACCGGGCAAGGGAGUGACAAAGUUUUGAGAUUUAUUUUCUUCGAUUGAGAUUUCGUUUCGUUUCGUAGCUAUUUAGGUUAUACUACUUAACACCUUGCGGGAUUUCACAUUACUUUCUAGUUAACUUAUUUACAUUUAACUGCACUGCACAAUGGCUGACCUCUUUUAGGUCAAUGUUCCAUCGUUUACAAAAUUGGGUUUGCCGGGCAAAUGCGAUUGUUUCCCUAGCCUAGUCAAUGUAAUCGUAUACUCUUAUAGUUUGUUUUCCUUCGCUUUUAAGUUUAAUGUAAUGCAAAAUCUACCCCGCCUGGCGCGCACUCUCCUUGUUUGCCGCUGCACAUGCUCGACUCAUACACGCACUGAAAUUGUAUCUUUUUGUCCAAUAACAAAAAGCGGGUAAAUCUAUGGUUCACGAUGCAUGUGCUUAGCCACGUCCAUCACGGGCCGUGGGAAGCAUUAAGGGGGGAGUGAACACAUUGGUCUAGCAGUUGUUACUAAUGCGGGAAAACAAAACCCGUCAACCGGGAUCGAGUUGAAUGAGUUUGAGUAGUCACGGAAUUUAUAAGCACUAAGAGACCGCACACCAAGAACACGUAAAAUCCUAGAAUGUAAAUGGUACACAAGUCACACCAAAGCGCUGUACACGUUCAGAUAACAAAAACGAUGAUACGAUCAUGCGAAAGGGGACACACAUGGUAAGGUAAGGGGGGGGGGCGAUUCUCUACACAACACAAUCUCAGAUAGACCACACUCACCAAACGAUGGAAGGAUAGUGCGUUUGAGCGUCGGGAUCAUAUAUAAAAUAGAAUAUAAUGUGAAGCUUGCAUAACGUGAUUGUGUAAAUGGUUGAAAAGUAUGUUCGGUGGUCCGGAUGGCCAACGCAAACGGAUUACAGACGGAAAGAUAUUUUGGUUUUCCAUGUAACAGAAAAUGUAACGUAAAUAAUAGCUUCUGAAAAAUAAUACUUAAACUGAAAGCAGUA